AAUCGGAUGUGCCGGCGGAGCUGCGAGUUGCAAACGGGUCGCAAAAGUUUGUGAAUUUCACUUCGACCAUCCAAAACCAGCUGCUGCUUGUGUCGCUGCUGGAGCAUCUCUGCCACAUGUACACGCACAACCCCGUUCAUUCGAGGUGUUUGUUCCGAAUGCUUCGUCAGGCUUUUACAAGAACAGGGUUGCUCUCUCCUUUUGCCUUCUGUGAUGAAUUUAGUACUGUAAGACUGCAGCAUAAUAGAGCUAUUACUGAACUAAUGAAAGCAGCUAAUCGACAAAUACUUAAUGGGGAACUUGAUAAUGGAGAUUCUCAUGCAAUUGGGGAAAAAGAAAUUCUCUUUGAAGCACAGACUUCACGAUACUUGAAUGAAUUUGAUGAGGUUGCAAGGCUAGGAAAAGGAGGAUAUGGUAAAGUAUACAAGGUCAGAAACAAGUUAGAUGGUCAGUUCUAUGCUAUCAAAAAAAUUAACAUUAAGAAGGCUACAAGAAGAGAUUGCAUGAAGGUACUACGAGAAGUUAAAGUGCUGGCUGGGCUGCAGCAUCCUAAUAUUGUAGGCUAUCACACUGCUUGGAUGGAACAAGUUCAAACAGUACACCCAAAAGGAAAGUAGAGCAUAUUGGGCUUUCAGCCAUUAUCUUUGGAGCAAGAGAGUGGCAACGAUCGCUGUCACAUUCAGAGUGUGGAAAGUGGUAGUUCAAUUAUCUUUGCUGACCUUACUUCACAAGAAAAGAAGUCCUGUGACAGUACCAGUCUUGGAAAUCUGGAUAGUGAAUUAGUGCAGAAUAUGGAUUUAAGGAAUGAUUUUACAAACAGCAAUAGUAAAGAGUGUAUGAAACCAAAUAAAUAUGAAUUAUCCAUAGAAUUACAAGGAGACUCUGUAAGUAGUGUUAGCAGUAGAUCAACUGAUGUGAAAAAUCAUUCAGCAUGGGGACCUCAUUCUAGUCUGGAUCAAGAUGCUAGCACUGGAAGUAAGUGCUGCACUGAAGAAUGCUCCAAGAAUGAUGUAGCUCUCUGCGGAGAGUUUGAGGUGGAGUAUCGUUUGAUGCUUCAUAUACAAAUGCAGUUCUGUGAAAUAUCCUUGUGGGAUUGGAUUGUUGACCGUAACCAAAAAUACAACGAGAGAACAGAGGAAACUUCCGGUCCAUACCAUCUUGUGGAUGUCCGCUGGACAAUGAAAAUUUUUCAAGAGUUAUUAGAAGGAGUAUGCUAUAUCCACAGCGUGGGAGUGAUGCAUCGAGACGUUAAACCCAGAAAUAUCUUUUUACAUGGAUCAGAUCAUCAUGUAAAAAUAGGAGACUUUGGAUUAGCCUGCAAAGACCUUCUUUGGGAUGAUGCAGACCAGCGGUUUAAGACAGAAAGGAUAAAUGGACUGACGCAUACUUCAGGCGUGGGGACUUGCCUCUAUGCCUCACCAGAACAAUUGCAGGGAUCUCACUAUGAUUUCAAGUCAGACAUGUACAGCAUGGGUGUUAUCCUGCUAGAACUCUUCCAACCAUUUGGAACAGAAAUGGAAAGAACAGAAGUUCUUACACAUUUAAGGAAUGGCCAAAUUCCUCAUACUUUCUACAAAAAAUGGCCUGUUCAAGCCAAGUACGUUAAACUCCUCACCAGUCAGAGAGCUACAGAAAGACCAACUGCUGCUCAGCUUCGUGAAAGUGAACUAUUUCAUACCACAGAACAUGUUAUUUCUAACCUACAACAGAAGGUGAGACAGCAAGAGGAAGAAAUAGAGAAACUGAGAGAGAGAAUAAGACUGCUUUCUGAAGAACAAGAUGAAAAUAUGAGACUAGGUUCUCCUGUUUAAGUACAGGAAGAACUAACCUCUGUUGUAUGCUAAGUUAUAGAAAACGUUUCUUGUUUUUACAUAAAAAUAUUUCAAUGCAUUUUGA
Fulmarus glacialis (Northern fulmar) is the source of this 1896-nucleotide messenger RNA. It is a transcript of the gene EIF2AK1, whose product is annotated as eukaryotic translation initiation factor 2-alpha kinase 1. The transcript has 14 exons. The record is from RefSeq and is a predicted model, not a curated record. Lineage: Eukaryota; Metazoa; Chordata; Aves; Procellariiformes; Procellariidae. The annotation marks the transcript as partial. Gene Ontology annotation, molecular function: protein kinase activity; ATP binding. Gene Ontology annotation, biological process: protein phosphorylation.